Messenger RNA from Radiomyces spectabilis, 4521 nucleotides. RefSeq lists its product as uncharacterized. Gene Ontology annotation, molecular function: ATP binding; microtubule binding; microtubule motor activity. The record is from RefSeq and is a predicted model, not a curated record. The coding region runs from base 1 to 4521 and encodes 1506 amino acids. The transcript has 7 exons. Lineage: Eukaryota; Fungi; Mucoromycota; Mucoromycetes; Mucorales; Radiomycetaceae. Gene Ontology annotation, biological process: mitotic spindle organization; microtubule-based movement.
AUGGGAACUGGCUUGGCCAGCAAUGCCAAUAGUGAAGAUGAAGAAGGCAUUGUGCCACGAUGCAUUGUCGAGUUGUUCAGAACCGUACAGCAACGUGUUGAUGAAGACCCAGAUUACAGCUACGAGAUUUAUGUGUCGUUCUUGGAGCUCUACAACGAAGAACUCAUUGAUCUCCUGAAUCCACAAACCAUGCAAAAAAAGAAAUCCGGCAGUUCCACAAGCGCCGUCGAAGUCACCAUACGAGAAGAUAUCGCCGGUAACGUGUACUGGAGCGGUGUCAAAGAAGAACGAUGUUACAGCCCUGAAGAACUAUUAGGCUUCUUGGCCAAGGGGUCAUUAUGUCGAACAACGGGUUCCACCGAUAUGAACACGGUGUCUUCCCGUUCCCACGCGAUCUUUUCAGUCAUACUAAAACAACAACGCCCUGAAGAAAACGGCAAUGGCAAAGUCGCCAAAUCUCUUGUCAGCAAAUUCCAUUUUGUCGAUUUAGCAGGCUCAGAACGACUGAAACGAACAAAUGCUCAAGGAGAUCGAGCAAAAGAAGGCAUCGCUAUCAAUGCGGGAUUACUUGCGCUUGGCAAUGUCAUUUCUGCGUUGGGCGACGAGCAUCGACGAGCAGCCCAUAUACCUUACCGUGACAGCAAAUUGACACGGUUACUGCAAGAUUCUCUGGGCGGCAACAGUCGAACGCUGAUGCUGGCUUGUGUCUCACCUUCCGAUACCAAUUUUAUGGAAACAUUAAAUACCCUUAAAUACGCUAAUCGUGCUCGGAAUAUCAAGAACCGGGUCACCAUUAAUCAGGAUUUUGCCGGCAGCUCUAUCGAAGUCAACCAGCUUCGCGCUCUUGUCACGCGACUACGCAUGGAACUUGCUUCCAUGCGCGCAGAAGACGCCACCGACCAUUAUGCGGGAUCGGCCAAUCACCGCGAGAACGAUGUACGCACGCUGAAAGCUGAAAUGGCGCGUUUGCGCGAACGGCUUCAGGACAUGUCGGCAGAAUUAAUUCAAGCAACCAGUGAACGAGACACCCUUUUGAUGGAACGUGAACUGGGCGAAUUCAUGGAAAACGCAAGCGACGAGCCAAUUUCAGACAAUCCCGUAACGGCGGACGAGACGACCUCAUCGCGUUUGCAAACGCAUCCCAUGAUUGUCAAAUAUCAGCGCACCAUUCAGGAACUAACCAAUGAAUUGAGUGACACUCGUGAUCGAUUGACAUUCCUCGAAAAUGUGAAACCGUCCAUGCAAGCCAUGGCGAUGGCCAGCACCUUGCCUACCCAUUCCGCCAGUUUUUCCAGCUCCACCAAACCCAGUACCGAAGCUAGCAUGUCCGGUCAACGUCGUCGUCGUACGGUGCGCCGUCGUCGUCAAGGCAAACUCAGCGCCACCUCAAGCGCCACCAGCAUGACCGCCCACUCCAUUCGAUCCACGCGACGGUCCAAUGUGCCCCGCAUAGCAGCCCGUACACGUACCAGUUCAAGUGUCAUUGAAUAUGAAGACGAAGACGAAGGCUUCAGCCAAGACUCUCAGGAACACACAAGACAAGAAGUUAAAGACCAUAUUGCCAAAGCGCGUGCCGAUAUCCGCAAAAGUAUGGAAAUUCUUCAGCUCAUCAAGCCUUUGGAAGAAUCGCCCGAUGCCUGGGAAAAUGAAUUGACGGCAUUCAAACAAUCGGAAGAGUCACUUCAUCGCCACACACCAUCCGAUGAUGAAGGCAUGUUUUCUUCCGCCUCAUCACCUGUCGAGCCAAAUGCGCGCGACAUGUUGGAUGAAAUUCAGUCUUUGGCCGUAUCCGUAUGGGAUCAAGACGAAGAAGCAGAAGAAGAACGGUCGACCGCGCCUUCUGAAGACAGGGCGGCAUUUUCCAAUACAGAGGGUAGCAGCAUGUCGAGUUACCCGGAUUCCAAACCAUCGUCGCUGUCGCGUGAAUCACUUCAUUUCAAUUCAAAACUGACCCGCAUGCUGCAUCAGAUCCAAUCGGACAUCAAAGUCAAGGAGGAACUGGUAUCGCAUCUUGAGAAAUCCGAAACCGAAUAUACCUACAUGCGACGAAAAUUCGACGACAAGAUCCAUCAGCUGCAAUCCCAACUGUGCGAACUUCAAAAGGAACGUGACACAGCCCUGAUGCGACUCCGAUCCAACAUUGCCACCAAAGCCGAUAUUUCCAAUCAAGUGCGUGAACGACAACAAUCCAUUGAAAUACGCCAUGCCUAUGAAGCCAAAACCAAAGCAUUGCUGGCGGAAAUCCACGAGUUGAAGCGAAAAUAUGCUCAAACCAACAUGACGAUGCAGUCGCAUCGAAACCAAAACGAAACCAUGUUGAAAUCGCUCAAGGUGAACGUCGAAACGCUGAAGAUGGAGAAGAAACGCAUGAUCAAGCGCAUGAAGCAAGAAACCGAGCGGGUAAAAGAACAAAUGACGAUGCAGGAACGCCGUAUUCAGCAGUUGCAACGUCAGCAAAUGGAAGCGAAUUCGGCGCGACGACGUCUGGAACGAGAACAUGAAGCACAAAAACUGACGUUGAAAAAGCGCAACGAAGAAGUCAUGAUCAAUGCCAGUCAGCUGAAACAGCUUACCAAUAUCCUCAAAAAGGCGGUGCGUGAAGGGGGCGUGCUCGAUGAACGCUUGCUCGGUAAAGUGUCGCACAUCAUGGGCGGCAGUUUUGCCAUUCUCACCCGUGGCAACCACGGCUUCUCACGGCGGUUUGGACGUAAGAAGAUCAAUCCCAUUCCAGUUCACAUUCGCGCCACACGAAAGAAGGAACUACUGGAUAAAGCUGUCGGUCAGUACAUCCAAGGAAAGCAAGCGUUGGUGGAAAUGGAGCAACUUCUCCUUCGUCGUGAACGCUUGGCGGAAGAAAAGCUCGAACUUGUCGAAGAACGCAAGCAAGUGUACCUUGCUGAAAAGCAGAAUGCCGGGGACACGGGGGAAACCAUGGACACCAUGGCGCUGGAAUUCAUGGAUGAACGCAUUGAACUGAUCUCGGCAGAAAUCUCGUAUUUGUCGGCUCGUAUUCGUGCGCUUCAAUCGGAAGCCGCAGGAGAAGUGAUGCGGGGAGACGAUGGAGCGGUGGAAACGGCGCCUCCUCCAAGAGUGGAAAAGCACGUCACCUUUGCCGACGAGAUCAUUGCGGAUGAUGCCGUCAAUGAUGAAUGGGCUGAUAUGGAUGCUUUUGAGGAACAGUACAGCGUUCCAUCACACGCAGCGCCUGAAAUGGCUUACGAUAUGACCACCAAGCUCUUGAAAUCAUUGGAAGCUGACGAAUGUGUACAAAUCAUUGAAGCUCUCGUGGACGAUCUAAUGAAUCUUCGGAUGAGCGAAUGCAACCGACAAGUGACGAUGCAAAACCUGGAAAAGACGGUCCUCGACUUGCGUCGCACCUUGGUCGUCAUGAAACGCGCAGCUAUUGCCACCACCGUAGAAAACGAACGACGUAUUCGCAAAUUGGAAGAUCGAAACAGCAACCAGCAUCAGCACGAGGAUGAGGACAGUGCUAUUGAUGUUAAAAUUGAAGAGUAUAUCAAUAACGGCAAUACCAUUUUCGACAAAAUUUACGAAGAUGGACUUCGCGGUUUGAUCAGUACGCCAGAACCGGCCAUUGGUCAUGAUUCACGCGGCUCAUCGGCUAUGUCGUUUGAUGGGGAAGCUACUAUCACUCCGUCACCAACCCAACCGAAUCUACCCAUCAACAGUGUCACGGUCUCUGGCCCGCCCAUGGAUAAGAUGGUGCGAAACAUGAUGAUGACCCGUGACUUGACGCCUUCACCUGACCGGUUUUACAAUAUGAUCCAAAAGCGAAUCUCGUGGCAACAACACAAUACCGAUCCUUCCGAGUCUCCUAUUCCCAUGACGAUGGCGAAUCCCGCAGAAUUUGCACGCUACGCUGCCGACCGUGAUUCGUCCACGUCGUCUAUUCGCAGCAGCCAUUUACGUCGCUCGUCGUUGCAAUCGGAUUUUUCGUCAUCGCAAUCGCAAAAUUCGUGGCACCAACCGACAAUGCAUCCACCCAAGGUGGUGAUGGCAGCGAGUCAGUCGUUACUUCGUAAACGGUCGCAUUCGUUACAACAGCCACCACCUGCAGCUGGCAGACGACGUGCAUCUUUCCGUGAACUUUCGUUAAUGAACGAUGCCGCCCCCUUGGCCGUGGAUCAAGGUAUGGAUCCUUAUCAACAACGAGUUCACGCUCUACCGCCUUCUUCUUCAUUGGCGUAUCCACGGCAACCUUCGUCCAGACGAUCGUUGCCUCCUCUCCCUCCUCCCAGUGGCGUGAGCAUGUCAACAAUUGAACGCUGUGGCACACCUUCAUCGGGCAAUGUAUUUGAUCGACUCUCUCAGACCCCGACACGAGCGUCCAGAGCCAAGAUGGCCCAUCGACACAGUAGCGGCAGUGUGGAUGAACUCCGACAUCGUUGGGAAACAGAGCAACGUUCCAUCCCAGCUUUAGCUUCAGCAGCAGCAGCAUCAGCAGCAGGUUCAGGUUAUUCAGGGUUCGGUGAUGAUCAAGAACAAAGGAUACGUGCAUAA